AUGUUUACAGCAACAAAUCGACCACCUGAUUUCGACAUUGAGCUGGCCAAGAUGCUCGUCACGGCCACUGAUGAAAUCUUCGAGGCUCUCAAGUCUCAACGAGUGGGCAAAAUCUUCAUCUGCUUCAACGAAUCGAAGAAUUGGAAUAUGAACGGCCUUCUCGAAUGCUAUACUCUCAAGUUCAGCUACACUGAGCUUGGUAGUUUCCACAUUUAUAUCGACCGGACUGGGAUGAUUGACGAUCCCCUGAAAGAAAAGGUCUCGCCGGACGCCUUCAAAUCUCUGAAACAAAUAAUCAAUGGCUGCCCACAGCUUCCGGAUGUCUUUUACACGCACAUGUUUGUUUCCCCGGUCGACAGCAAGACCAAGCUUGAUGGUGCUUGGGGUAGCAAUGGUCAUGGCGUCAGAGAAGCAGUAUUGCAUCUCAAAGAAAGGAAAGGAUCGGACAGUAGUCGUAUUGGAAAGUUCAACUCAGAGCCCCCAUCGGAAGUGGCCGUCGAAGAAGCCCACGAUGCACACAGUGGGAUGCUUCCGGCGCACCCACCGCAUAUGACAAGCGAUGGAUUAUCACAAGCGCGUUAUAUCGAUCGCGCUGGCACACAGGCUCAAGUCGCGUAUGCGAAUCACUCAUCCAGCUCGACCUAUGCAGAACCGAUCUUAGCCGCAUCGCCAGCCAGCUCGGGAUCUGAGACAGGUGUCAAUGGGGAGCAGAGAAAGCCGCAGAAGUCCCUCGAGCCUCGCACCCACCAGCAAGACACUACUUGGGCUGCCUUGUAUCAUGACCCAAGGUUCUACUCAUACGAUGGACAAUCUGCGGAUGGUAAUCAUGGUGGAGAUGAAAAGGCGCACCCUAGCCUGUCUUUCACAUCUACGCCGGUAGACCAAUCCCUCCGCAGGAGCUCGAGGAAACGCUCGGCACCACAGGACCGCUCUGCGUCUGUCAUCCAGCAACAGGGAGAAAAGACAAAAAUUAUACCCAAGCUUGAUUCCCGACUUACCGUGAUUGACGAGCGGAACGCAAACAGACCGCGAAACAGACAGGAAAUGCACAGCAGCAACCAGAAGAUGUUCUCCAGCUGGUGA
This is a messenger RNA of Diaporthe amygdali, 1083 nucleotides long. RefSeq lists its product as uncharacterized. The coding region runs from base 1 to 1083 and encodes 360 amino acids. The record is from RefSeq and is a predicted model, not a curated record. The transcript has 3 exons. NCBI's taxonomy places the organism in Eukaryota, Fungi, Ascomycota, Sordariomycetes, Diaporthales, Diaporthaceae.